This is a messenger RNA of Drepanopeziza brunnea f. sp. 'multigermtubi' MB_m1, 1476 nucleotides long. The record is from RefSeq and is a predicted model, not a curated record. Lineage: Eukaryota; Fungi; Ascomycota; Leotiomycetes; Helotiales; Drepanopezizaceae.
AUGGCACCCAAAAACCCAAAGGCAUCUGAGCAGCUAGAAAAGGCCCCAGAGCCCCCCCGAGACUACCCCACCAUCGCGGCACAGCUCGACGCCGAGUACCUUGCCUCCCGGCCCUUCCAGGUCCUGCGCGACGAGAACGGCUUCGCGAGCCUGUCGCCGCGCGAGAGGUCGGCGUACGCGACCGCCGUGCUGCUGGAGACCGGCACCUGGCACGCGUGGGCCGCGCCGCAGCAGAAGGAGUUCUGGCAGACGGUGGAGCGGCUGCAGAUUCCCAUCCCGGUGCCGAGACCGCGGGGGUUGGGGAAGGACCCGAGGGGUGUUGCCCUGGGGGAGUACACGCCCUCGGAAUACGGGCUCUACGCGCGGAGGGAGAGGGAAUUGAGGGGUUUGCGGGCGAAGAGCGAGAGCUUUAGGAGGACGCGGGCCUCUGAGCAGGGAGCGUCGGAGGAAGCGGUGGAAGAGGAGAGGAACCGGAGGAAGCUGCUCGGGCACUUGCAAGGGAGGAAGAUGGGCGUCUACGAGAGCGAUCCGAAGUGGGAUGAUGUGGUGCCGUUGGCCCAGGAUGAUGGAGAGGGGGCUUUGGCUGCUAUUGCCUAUACGGACGAGUACGCCGAGGGCAACAAUGGGCUACCUCCGCGCCCCCACUACACCGUCUGGCUCUACCGAGCCUCUACUCUCUUCGCCCUCGCCUCUCCUCUCGAGGAGGAGCUCGACUGGUUGAACCAGGUCGCCCUCGACAACCAAAAGAAUUACCAGAUCUGGCACCACCGUCAACUCCUCAUCGACCACCUCUACACCCGAAUCGCAUCCGACGCAGCCGCCAUCGCGAGACUCGCCGACUCGGAAGUAUCAUUCAUGAGCCAGAUGUUCCACGAGGAUGCCAAGAACUACCACGUCUGGAGCUACCGCCAGUACCUGGUCCGGAAGCUGGACCUGUUCAACGAGAAGGAGCUGGAGUCUACCCACGACCUGCUCCGCACGGAUGUGCGCAACAACAGCGCCUGGUCGCACCGCUUCUUCGUCGUCUUCUCGGACCCGAAAAUCUGCACGCCGGGCUGCCCGGCCACGCAGCCCGACCCCCGGAUCCCGGACGAGAUCAUCGAGCGCGAGUUGGAGGUGGCCAAAGCCGCCACGUACGACACGCCGCAGAACCAGAGCCCGUGGAACUACCUGCGCGGCGUGCUGCGGAAGGGCGGGAGGUCGCUGGCGAGCCAGGAGCGCUUCGCCGAGACGUUUGUGCGGCUCCCUGCCGCCGGCGGGGAGGGGGACGAGGCGGAAGCGGAAGAAGAAUACGUGCGGAGCAGUCACGCGCUGGACCUCUUGGCGGACGUGUGGGGGGAGAUGGGGGAGGUGGCGAAGGCGGACCGGGUGCUGGUGUUGCUGGGGGACAAGUACGACAGGAUCCGCAAGAACUACUGGGAUUGGAGGCGGAGCCUGCUGCGGACUGGACGUGAGGAGGUGAGAGGUGAGAGGUGA